Jatropha curcas is the source of this 1648-nucleotide messenger RNA. Its product is annotated as Sucrose-6F-phosphate phosphohydrolase family protein. Lineage: Eukaryota; Viridiplantae; Streptophyta; Magnoliopsida; Malpighiales; Euphorbiaceae. The record is from RefSeq and is a predicted model, not a curated record. Gene Ontology annotation, molecular function: sucrose-phosphate phosphatase activity; magnesium ion binding. Gene Ontology annotation, biological process: sucrose biosynthetic process.
AAGAGGGCGUUAUAUCACUCGAUUAUUUUAUUUUCUUUUUUACGUUUCACAAAAAAAAGCGCCAACGAAUUUGGAUCCAAUUCUCUGCCCAUUUUAUCUAUCUCCCACUAAGAUUGAAAGGCUGCAAGGCAAUUUCAGUCUCACUCGUUCUGAUUAGAGGGUCUGAGGUUCGGUGGUGGCAGUAAUGGAUCGGCUUAAGGCUCCUGCUCGCCUCAUGAUAGUUUCUGAUCUUGAUCAUACAAUGGUUGAUCAUCAUGAUCCUGAGAAUAUGUCACUGCUUAGGUUUAAUGCGUUAUGGGAAGCCCAUUAUCGUCAUGAUUCUCUGCUCGUUUUCUCUACCGGAAGAUCGCCCACACUUUACAAGCAGCUGAGGAAAGAGAAGCCCAUGUUGACUCCAGAUAUAACUAUAAUGUCUGUUGGAACUGAGAUCACAUAUGGGAACAAGAUGGUGCCAGAUAAUGGUUGGGUUGAAAUUCUGAAUCAGAAAUGGGAUAAGAACAUAGUCACUGAGGAAGCAAGCAAGUUUCCUGAACUUAAUCUUCAGUCAGAAACGGAGCUACGGCCGCACAAGGUUAGCUUUUAUGUUGACAAAGAUAAGGCUCAGACGGUAAUUAAGGCUCUUUCAGAGAUAUUCCAAAAACGAGGGUUGGAUGUUAAAAUAAUUUAUAGUGGAGGAAUGGAUUUGGACAUACUACCACGAGGCGCUGGCAAAGGACAGGCUCUUGCUUAUUUGCACAAGAAGUUUAAGACUGAGGGAAAACUACCUAACAAAACUCUUGUUUGUGGUGACUCUGGAAAUGAUGCCGAACUAUUCAGCAUUCCAGAUGUAUAUGGAGUCAUGGUUAGCAAUGCACAAGAGGAAUUGUUGCUGUGGUACACUGAAAAUGCUAAAAAUAAUUCUAAAAUAAUUCAUGCAAGUGAAAGGUGUGCAGCAGGUAUCAUACAAGCCAUUGGACAUUUUAGCCUUGGUCCAAAUACUUCUCCAAGAGAUGUAACAGAUGUUUCACAGAAUGAGUUGGACAACCUUAGUCCUGGCAAUGCAGUAGUGAAAUUUUUCUUGUUCCUCGAGAAAUGGAGGCGCGCAGAAAUUGAGAAUUGUGAGAUGUACUUGGCAAGCGUGAAAGCUGAUUGUGAUCCAUCUGGUAUCCUUAUCCAUCCUUCUGGUGCUGAGCUAACUCUUCAUGAUGCUGUAAAUGGACUGAGAAGUCACUACAGCGAGAAAAAGGGAAAGCCAUUUCGGAUUUGGGUUGAUCAGGUCAUACCUACAAAAAUUGGUUCAGAUGCAUGGCUAGUAAAGUUCAAUCAGUGGGAAUCAUCUGGUGAUAAGCGGGAGGGUUGUGUGAACACUGCUAUAAUAAAUAUAAAGAAAUCUGUGGAAGCAACUUUUAUGCACCUUCAUCAAACAUGGUUGGAAGGAUCAACAGUGGAAGAUCAAUCAGCUUGGGUCUUCUAGAUUUGGUUGCAGCUUCCCCCUAAUGCUUCAAAGUGACAGAUGCCUGUAAAAUUCUUCAGUUAAAAUAAAAGCAAUCAACUGAUUAUACAUUCCAGUUUUGUAAUUCAGUGGUUGAUGUAUGAACAUCAACUUUGUUAAGAUUGCUUAUUAUAUCAAAUAGAAAAUCUCUACUCAUACAUGGAUCUUCGAUGAGAA